UCCAACACAACAAGAAUGCCUGCAGGAGGAUAAUUACUGAAACUUAAAGAGCCACGGCUAAUCCUAAGUACUUCACUUUGUAUGACUGCCUUGCCCGCUGUCUCUUAGCCCGCCGCUCAGGCUGACAAAGUGCGAGCUCAGUGAAAGUAAAUAAGAAGCGCUGGUGGCUGCAGAGGCAGCAGUCAAGCCUAAACACACCGUAUGAAACACGGUGAUCUUUCACCGCCGGUAAGCCAGCAAGCCACAUGGGUCACUCGGUACUGUAAAGACCAGCAGUGAUCCCCUCAGCUGGAGCUGGAACUCUCACCAGCAGACACGCUCUGAAUCAAACAGAUCAUUAACAGCCUUCUCCUGACAUUUGUUCAAGACAAGACCCAUCACACAGCGUCUGUGAUUCGUGGGAUAUUUGGUUAUUUAACAUGUAAUUAUCUUAAUAUAGGCAGAGAAAUGAUGUCCAUCCAAAUUACCACUGACAGCAUGUAAGCUGUGGGCCGUCAGACGUAAACAGCAGCUAAAGCUGUUAGACGGCUGGUGUGAGACUGGAUUUUAUGAGGAUGUGGUUAAAAUUUGACCAGCUUUGUUUUUGGUUACAUAUCUGCAGCAACAAAAGUGCAGAGGCAGGGAAAAGUUCUCCACCGGCCGUGUCCAUGCAGGCUCCCGUCCUGCUGCACAAAGCCUGGGAACAGCUGGCUGAUCGAUACGGCCAACAAAGGCUCCGAGGUUCGAGCAGUCAGAAGAUUGUUAGCUGGCCAAUUUAUUUGCCAGACAUUUAUAUCAUUGUUUACGGUUCAGUGCACCCCUUCAGCCCGGCCGUGCUGCCCACCUGUGCUGGGAUCGCUCUCCAAGCCUCUUCUUUGUUGCACGACCUCUGGGGUGGGAGAAAAGAAGGAACAUAGAUGGAGAGAUGAAUGAAUGAAUUUUCACAUGAAUCUGAUUGCACUCCUGUGUUGGUACAGUGUGUGUAUGUGGACUGGACUCGCAGCAGCCCAGCCUGCAUGCUGCCAUGGCUCUGGCUCGGCUUGCGUUCCCCUACCGGCUGGCAGAGACGGGGAGACUUUCUGCGGCUCGCCCGGGCGGAGAGGGGCUUCCUGCACGUCUUUUGUCGCACCAUUUGGGCCCUUGUUGUCUGUGGCCGCCCUGCUCCUCCGGACCCACUUGGCAGCCGCUCUGCAGGCGGACAUCUGCUCUUUGCAACCUCCUGGUGAACAGAGAAAAAACCCACCACAACCAUGAAUCUCUAUGAGAAUCUGGAGACUAUAAACAUGGGCCUGCAUGCUGCACGUUUGAUCAUUUGUUAAAUCUAAAACAGCCCUUUUCUCACUCCUGACCUUUGAGGUCUUCUCCCUUCUGGGGAGCCACAACCUGCAGAAAGGAAAAAGAUCCUCGAGAAAGAGUCGCCCUCUGCUUCCUUGAAAGUCUUACAUAAAAAACAGGAAGAAGAAGUUUUUCAUCAUUCAUUUGACACCAUUCUCCUGGCUUUCCAAGCAGAGAGAUUCUGCAGCACGCAAUAUUGAACCUUUGUUUGUGCUUAGCGGCCCGGACUAACUCGGUCAUUAUGGUGGCGUAAGAAGGUGACAGGUUUUGAGUUUGAUGUCAUGAUGGUAAUGUAGCCCAUGUGUGCAGAAGAAGAAAGCCUUCAAUGGAGGGGGGGCAGACAUCUGUUCAGUGUGGCUUACAGUUACAGGGAGAGGGAACAACCUGUGCACAAGCUGAGAUGCAACAGGCAGCAUAAAAAUAACUUUGUUAUUUAGGUAAAAUAAAUGUGAUCUUGUGAGUGCAGAUGGAUUAGUUUUGCACCUCUGGAGCUCCAGCUCUAGUUUCCUGUCUGGGUGUUAUCACAGUGACCUCUGACAUCAGUUCUGCUGCUAAGAUCUCUCAGUAAUUUGUCACCAGAGGGUAACAUGUCUCCUGCUGCCGUCUGCAUUCCCUACACCUAACAAACCAGCCUGUGCAAAAUGAGCAUCUCUUCAAACAUGAAUAAUAAUAAUUCAUGAGGAGAAAGAAAUAAAACAGCUGUGGUGCUUUUUUAUUUAUUUGCCCGAGUUAUUGUUGUUCUCCGUGUUUUGGUUGGCAUGAGGAGGAACCUCUGGGCUGAUGUGGAGUUAUUCCUACUGAAGUGCCAGUGUAACGUUCCCGUGGCGUUGCGCACAAUCGCAGCGGCAGCAGGAGAGGCUGCGUUACUCUGCUGAGCCAAAACGCGGAGGGUCAAUCAGUGCGCCGCGGCGCAAGGAGCGCGGAGGAGCCGAGGUUAGGAUCGACUCCUUUAGCCAUGUUAGCUGCAACAUGCAACAAAAUAGGGAGUCCGAGCCCCUCUCCAUCUGCUAUUUCGGAUAAUUCUUCUUCGUUUGGAAAAGGUUUCCAUCCGUGGAAAAGAGCCGCAGCCAGCAGCUGCAGCCUCGGAUCCGGCCUGUCCGGCUUCGGGGUGUCCCGCAACGGAUCUGGCAUCUCGGACUCUUUUGGCACCAACAACUCCAGCGGAUCCAGUGCCUUCUCCCUCACGUCUGGUACCUCGCCCGGUUCUCAUUUUGGGAACGACUAUUCUGUUUUCCAAGCCUCCGUUUCGAGCAGCUCCCAAGAGUCCAGCCAUCAACCGGUCUUCAUCUCCAAGGUGCACACCUCCGUGGACAGUUUGCAGGGCAUCUAUCCCAGGAUGAGCGUUGCGCAUCCGUAUGAGUCCUGGUUCAAAUCCUCCCAUCCCGGGAUCCCCGCGGGAGACGUGGGUUCCUCUGGAGCCUCCGCCUGGUGGGAUGUUGGAGCCGGGUGGAUUGAUGUUCAAAACCCCAACGGAGCAGCACUACAAUCGUCCUUACAUUCCGGUGGACUGCAGAGCUCUUUACACUCUCCCCUCGGCGGAUAUAAUUCUGAUUAUUCCAGUUUAAGUCACUCUGCCUUCAGCACGAGCCCCUCUCCACACCUGUUGACAUCCGGCCAGCACCUGAUGGACGGUUUUAAGCCGGUCUUGCCCUCCUAUACGGACACAAGCCCCUCUCCAUUAGCCGGAGCGGGGGGGACUAUGCUCUCCGGGGCUCCACCUGCAACUUUAGCGGGGUCCCCGAGGUCAUCUGCCCGGCGCUACUCCGGCAGAGCCACCUGCGACUGUCCAAACUGCCAGGAGGCGGAGAGACUGGGACCAGCGGGCGCCAGCCUCCGGAGGAAAGGUCUGCACAGCUGUCACAUCCCCGGCUGCGGGAAGGUUUACGGUAAGACGUCACAUCUGAAGGCGCACUUGAGGUGGCACACCGGCGAGAGGCCGUUUGUGUGCAACUGGCUCUUCUGUGGCAAGAGGUUCACGCGCUCCGACGAGCUCCAGCGACAUUUACGCACGCACACCGGCGAGAAGCGCUUCGCUUGUCCGGUGUGCAACAAGAGGUUUAUGCGCAGCGACCACCUGAGCAAGCACGUAAAAACUCACAGCGCCGGGGGCUCCGCCGGUUCUGGAUCCGGGGGCAGCGGAGGCAAGAGGGGCAGUGACACCGACAGCGAGCAUAGCGCACCCGGAUCCCCUCCGUGCCAUUCCCCCGACCUGUUACACCCACAUGAGUCCACCCAGGGGGUGGGCAUGAGCGGCCCCUGAAACUUCCCAAAAGUGAAGCUAAAACAAACUGUUGACGGGAGUAACGAAGAGCUGACACUCUCUGGGUUUCAUCCCUUUGGGAAGGUGGUUAACCGCAUCAUUUCAUCCACGAGCAUCUGCGGCGUGAACGAUAAGUCACGUUACUGCGUGGCACGUGAGCAUCUUUAUGUGUAGAAUCAGGUCCUGAUUAGUCUUUAUUAUCCAGUAAAGCGCAAAAGCAUCCAAACGAAUCCCCGGGGCCUUUACAAGUCGCGCUACUGUUCUGAAACCAAACGCUGGCACUUUAAUCAGAUCGAGCACGAGGGUUUGUUUCCGUCACUGCUCGGUGGGAACAAAUAAUCUUUAUUAUUAUGGGAUGUGAGGAUUGUUCAUUUGAUCCGUCUGAAGCGGUCUGAGCAGCACGUCUGUGUCACAUGUUGCUUUCCACGUUUCCAGAGGCCAGUCGAGGUUCCCUGUUCUUCGUUGCUGUUGUACAUAAAUGUAGUUUAGAGCGAUUCCUGCCCUGAUGUAAAGGUGAGCGCGUGUUCGUCCAGGAGACCGUUUUGUAUAGCUAUUUCUAGUUGUACAUGGGCUCUAGUAAAUAUCUGAGAAUUAUACGGAAAUGUACUUGGAAUUUUCUUUCAAAUGUAUUUGUGGGACUUGUAUUUAACCACGAGUUUCCUGGUUGGUUUUCAUGUAUUUUAGGGGGUCUAUAUCACAUUUAGGCGCACUUUGAAUUUAUUUGUUGGUUUUGAAAUCAUUUACUGUUUACCCACUCAUUUAAUUUAAGUAAGCAUGUUGUAACGUGAUUUUUAAUUUUCCAAUGAUAUCUCUUUUCCCCUCUCUCUCUCCUUCUCGCUGAGAAUGGCUUUUUAUGUGAGCCACUCAAUAAAUGAAUUCAGAAGCAG
Messenger RNA from Nothobranchius furzeri (turquoise killifish), 4461 nucleotides. It is a transcript of the gene sp8b, whose product is annotated as sp8 transcription factor b. Gene Ontology annotation, biological process: regulation of transcription by RNA polymerase II. NCBI's taxonomy places the organism in Eukaryota, Metazoa, Chordata, Actinopteri, Cyprinodontiformes, Nothobranchiidae. The record is from RefSeq and is a predicted model, not a curated record. Gene Ontology annotation, molecular function: RNA polymerase II cis-regulatory region sequence-specific DNA binding; DNA-binding transcription factor activity, RNA polymerase II-specific.